Molecule: messenger RNA, 1686 nt
Organism: Trypanosoma rangeli
Lineage: Eukaryota; Euglenozoa; Kinetoplastea; Trypanosomatida; Trypanosomatidae
Exons: 1
Coding region: 1-1686 (561 amino acids)
Source: RefSeq, a predicted model, not a curated record
AUGGCUCUUGGAAGUACUUCAGCCACUCCUGUUGCUUCCAAUGUGGGGGGAAAUGAAGAGGAGGAAGAGAAGAAGGAGGAGGAAACGAGGAGGCAGUCGUGUGAAAAUGUUGCUACUGCUACUGCCCCAGACCUUUGGGUCCCCACUCAAGAAGAAAAUGUUCAGCCUGCCUCGUAUGCCGUGGCUGCUUUGGUGGUAAUUAACAUGGAUGUGGCAGUCGCGAAGGAACCAGUCACGUUAUCGGCACAAAGUUCUUACGCGUACGAAUGCAGCUCUACCACAACGGAGUCUCCCGAACGAAAUUUGGAAGCAAGUGAGGUUCGUAAGCUGACCUUUGACAGCUACGAUGCCUCUCAGAGGGAAGAAAAAAAAGCGGUUUCUCUUGAGAAACUUACGGCAGAGGAAGUUGCACCGCCUGCUCUCCCACUGCAGCAAGAGAGUGAAGCCUUUUCUCAGCCGUUUUACGCUUGUAUCAAUGCCCUCUCCACGCCUGAAAUGGAGCUCCCGGAGGCGUAUCGGCUACUGGAGGCAACGCGCCAAGAGAUGGCGGUUCCCCUCAGUUUCCCACGUGCUCCACGUCGUCGUGAUGACUGCCGGCGCGAGGAAGGGCGUGGUAGUUUGGUCUUGGUAACGGGUGAACUGCCUCUGGUGCAUACGCCACGUAUUCAGGAACCGCACACCCCACCGCUGUCGGAGCAGCCAAAAAGAUACUCUCCCUUACCAAAGCAGCAGCUGAGUGUGCCUGAUGUUCACAGCCCAAUGACCUCACGAACAAAUACCACGGCGUUGUUAUGUUUUGACCGUUCUCCGCUUCCACGACCGGUAACACUACUUUCACAGGUUCGGACUCCCAUGCCUUCUUCACAGACAAAAGUUUCUGUAACACUCUCACACAGCCCGAGCGAGGAUCGCAGUAAACUGUCUACCCUCACUCCCCAGGCGGAGACCUUCAAAUUCAACAAGGGGGGCCCUGAAGAUGAGUCUCAGUAUGAGAAACGUUAUCCGGUUGACGAACGUGCGCUGGAAGCAACCCCGUCGUGGCCAUCUGCACGCUGUCGCUCACGCUCCACUGGCAGCCGAAAGUCAAUGGUGGAGCAACUGAUGGAGUGUUGCUCGCCAGAUGCUCGGAAGGAAGUGGAGCACCUCGUUGCUACAGAGGCAGCCAAACAAACCCCGUCGCUGCACCGUGGAAGUGGUCAGAUUUCUGAAGCGUUAACAGACACUUCAUCCAUUUCACAGCGUGUGGUCACACGACCACGUAGGCAUUACUACGACUACACCUACUGGGAGCGGUACCUGCGCGAGGUCACGAGGCAAAGUGCGAAGAAGGAGCGAAGAAAAGAUGCAAAGAAGUCAAAUCGAGCUGCGAGAAAAACUGCGGCAUUGACCGUGGCGGUGGAGUCGGAGGCCCAUAUGAAGCGGCAAGGCCUUCCUGAUCAAGAGAUCGUCUCGCCGCCUGCGGAGUCAACGCCGGAAGCAAAGUCUGCAGUCACAUCAGCUUUGCGGAGGGCAACGGAGGCGGUACAAGAGAAAGCUGCUUGGCGCCCGUCACAGUUGCAGUCCGGUCACACAAAGAAGACAUCCGCUAAGUGUGCGUCGCUGAAGAAGACAAUGUCGCGAAAAGGCCGCGAACAGAUUUCCCGCCGUCGACGUCGUUCAUCAGGAAAGCAGAAUCGACGUAAAUAA